Molecule: messenger RNA, 1590 nt
Organism: Geosmithia morbida
Lineage: Eukaryota; Fungi; Ascomycota; Sordariomycetes; Hypocreales; Bionectriaceae
Exons: 2
Coding region: 1-1590 (529 amino acids)
Biological process (GO): eisosome assembly
Source: RefSeq, a predicted model, not a curated record
AUGGCUGAAGCCACAUCAUCAGUCAGUAAUUCCGGCCGUCGCCUCACUUACGCCGACCCUCGGGACCUUCCAAGCUUCCCGUCAAGCGGUCUCCCGUCUGAUGGUGCCGCUGCCGGCGCCGCGGCUACCCUCGGCUGGCACAGCCAUAGCAAAUCUGCCGACAUGACCAAGUCCGACCAGCUCUCGUCUGCCUCGGCCGCUGCCGUUCUCUCCAGAGACGCCAGGAAGAGUUCAACCUCGACGCCGUCUUCUGAGUCUGCGGGCCACCAGGCUGCUCUCCUCGCUGUAGGAUCAGCAAGCUCAGCCCUCAAGCACCAGUCAUCAAACUCGUCGAGCACGCGUGAUCAGCACGAGGGCUGGGGUACUUCGGCAGCCACCCAGGCCUUCCAUGCCAUUCGCUCAACUCCCAGGUCCAGCAACAACCUCUCGCCCGGGAACACGGCUGCCACACAGGCCUUUAACACCAACAGGUCACUGUCUGCCCAAGUCUCACGUGCGUCGUCGUCCAUAUCCGACGCCGACCGCUCACUGGCUGCCGCCAAGGGGGCCAUGGCCUCGGCCCGCCCUCGAUCAACCUCGACGCCGACCGCGGGCGGAUCUGCAAAACCAGCUUCCACCCACUCCAGGGCAUAUUCCAACGCACUCGACGGAGCCUCCAUCGCGCAUAGGUCGUCAGUCAUGUCCAAGGCAUCCAUCGAAGAUACCGGUGCUGUCCCCGUGACUACAAUGACCCGCAACAUGUUCACAUCGAAUCCAAAGGUCAAGCUCGAGAUUGACGAGCAGAAGAACACGGACCGUCUUCGCUUGUCUGCUAUCGAGAUGGCCAGGAAGAUGUACACGCUGCAGCAAGCACAGGGGAACGACAACGGCGGCGAUAGCGGAAACAGCUCGCAAGCACCGCCGUACACGAACCUCCAGGAUGCCGCAUACAGGCAGGCUCAAGACCGACUGGCAAAGCUCGACAACAGCUAUACCCGGAACCGUGAUAUGCAAGAGUACUACGGCAACCCCAAGAUGCCGAAAAGGCACUUUUCCGUCUCCCACAGAUUGCGGCGCAAGAAUUCGGACGACUACGUCAGCGACCGCCGCGAGUCGGAGAGGAUUCGCCAGCAAAUGUCCAUGUUCUCCAACAAGCUCACCGAGGUCGACGAGACGAAGCGUGAGAAUGACCGCGACGCCCUCCUCGCCGCAGCCCAGCGCAAUGUCAAGGCCCGCUUGCAGGACAUGGACGAAAAGGUCUUUUCCGAGACGGGAAUGGUCAGCCCUUCCCUGUCAAAGGAUUGGGGCACCAAGGUCCACGACGCGGCCAAGAACCGCAUCGUGUCGAGCAGCGACCAGGACAAGGACAGGCGGGAUCUUGGCGGCGGCAUGUUCAUGGACCAGGAGCAGAUUGAUGCCAUUGCCGCCAUGAGGAUGCAACCCGUGCUCGACGACCUGAAUGAAAAGGCCGAGAAGGAACGGGAGCGUCUGGCCACGCUCAAGGCCGAGGAGGAUGCUAGAAAGGGAGAAUUGGCGAGGCAGAAGGAGCGGGAGCGUGAAGCCAAGGAGUUUAACAAGAAGAUUCGAGGCAAGUUCUUGACGCAAGCAUGA